Messenger RNA from Leptonychotes weddellii (Weddell seal), 918 nucleotides. Lineage: Eukaryota; Metazoa; Chordata; Mammalia; Carnivora; Phocidae. The record is from RefSeq and is a predicted model, not a curated record.
AUGGCCCCCCUUUUACAGAGUUCUCCUUCCCUUCCUCUCUCUGCAGACAAUGGCGACGAGCCCUCUGAAGGAGGCCUGGUUGAGAACCACGUGGAUGGGACCGUGAACCUUUUGGGCGGUGGAGGCGGCGCUGGCCGGAAGCCCCUCAAGUCAGGCAUGAAGGAGUUGGCGGUGUUCCGGGAGAAGGUCACCGAGCAGCACCGGCAGAUGGGCAAGGGGGGCAAGCAUCACCUUGGUCUGGAUGAACCCAAGAAGCUGCGGCCGCCACCUGCCAGGACCCCCUGCCAGCAGGAGUUGGACCAGGUCCUGGAGCGGAUCUCCACCAUGCACCUUCCAGAUGAGCGGGGCCCUCUGGAGCACUUGUACUCCUUACACAUCCCCAACUGUGACAAGCACGGCCUGUAUAACCUCAAACAGUGCAAGAUGUCUCUGAACGGGCAGCGUGGGGAGUGCUGGUGUGUGAACCCCAACACUGGGAAGCUGAUCCAGGGAGCCCCCACCAUCCGGGGGGACCCUGAGUGUCAUCUCUUCUACAACGAGCAGCAGGAGGCCCGUGGGGUACACAGCCAGCGGAUGCAGUAACCCCCAGCCAGCCGGUGCCGGGCACCCCCCGCCCCCACCCCCUCUCCAAACACUGGCAGAGAGAGGAGAGCCUUGCGUGGUGGGUGGGGAGGGUUUUCCAGGAGUGUUGACACGUGUAUUUAUAUUUGGAAAGACCAGCACCGAGCUCGGCACACCCCCGCCUUCCCCCUCCCCAGCGGGAGCUGCCUGCACCCUCGCCUUCUCCUGUCCCAGCUGGGGAGGAAGGGUGCUUGCAGGGGUGGAGCUGGGGGCAAGGCUUGGGAGGGGGGAAAAAGAAAUUUUUAUUUUUGAACCCCCGUGUUUCUUUUGCUUAAGAUUAAAGGAAGGAAAAAUAAA